Molecule: messenger RNA, 2097 nt
Organism: Closterium sp. NIES-67
Lineage: Eukaryota; Viridiplantae; Streptophyta; Zygnematophyceae; Desmidiales; Closteriaceae
Source: the annotation of a GenBank genome assembly
UGCUCGAGCUUGUGCAGUGUUGUCCUUUUCAGCAGAGAGAAGCGUGGAAGGGACCUUGGCAAAGGUUAGGUCUGCUGGUGGGAGAUGGAGAAGCAUGGGGCGAGUGACAGCCCAACAAGCUAAGCUGCUGCAGGGGCUUGCUCUGGGAAGACAAUGCCGAGUUGCUUUUAGCUCCUGAUGAAUAAAUAUGCGGGGCACUCGUCCAGGCACACUUGAAACAUGUGGGGAAUGAGGAUUGCCACCCCCACAGCGGUUUUGUUGAGGAAGCGAUCAUUGGGAUACUCCCAAAUGGCAUGCGCAGAAGGGUAGUUAUGGUAAGUUUUGACGAGCUCGGAAGGGGUUGUGCCAAAAAAGACGCCGAUGAUGGCGGCGUCGGCUUGCUCCCACACGCUGUAUGAUUCCUCAUACUUAGACAUGGAUUCCUCAUGUGCCUUGGUCUCUUCCUCAGUGGCCGUGGCCGAGAGCUUCUUGGGAAGGGCCGGCAUCUUUCCUUUGCCGCGAUUGAGGAGGACAUCCUUGAGGUAAAUCCCCUCUAUCUUAGUAGAUGCUUAUCAACCUCAUAGCUCCACUCCUUGAAGUUAGGGCUUGAGCCAUUUGGGUCGAGACGCGAGUGAUUGGGUUCGAGAGAGACGCGGAAGGGGCGACGGGCAGCAGCCCGUCCAGCUUCGAUGAGCAGAUGCGGGGCGACGGGCGACAGCCUGAACAGGUGCGAUGAGCAGAUGCGGGGCGACAGGCUCAGCCGGAUCAGGUGCGAUGAGCAGAUGCGGGCCGACGGGCUCAGCCCGAAGUGAAGCGCAAAGAGCUGAGCGACAGGCAGAAAUCCGGCGGGAGCCGCAAGCGCUAGAUCUGAGGAGGGAAAACAGAAUGUGCUUAGGAGCGUGACGACUUAGCACUGAGAGAGGUUGUGCAAACUAGAGCGCACAAGUGAGGCUCCGGCGGAGCGAGAGGAUCAUGAGCCGCAUGGGCGGGAACGGAGCUCUGAUACCAUGGCCGAAACUGAGAACUUAAGUGCAAGAGCAAGAGCAAGAGCAUACAUCCCUAAGUAACGAGCAUUGGAGAGGAUGGGAAGGGAUAAAGGAGAAUCGGAGGGAAUCCCAAGGGAAUCCUCCCAAAUCUUGGGGAUCCAGGAUGGAUUGGAUUGGGAUAGGUUGGGGAUGAAAACAAGGCUACACCCAACCUAACAAAUAUGCCUAACCCUAAAACCAACAAAUUACUCGCACACAAAGUUGUGCCAACCGAAUUGCAGCCCAUCUCCAACAAAGGAACCAUGCGUGAGGAGUCUAUUUUUGAGGCGCCUCAAAGGAUGCCUGUGAAAGAACCAUGCGUGAGGAGUCUAUUUUUGAGGCGCCGCAAAGGUUGCGUGUGAAAUUGACAGAGGGGGAUGCCCUGGUGGCGCUUCGCCUGGUGGGGGAGAGCAGCGCGGACAGCGAAGCUCUUGAAGCUACCGAGGUACCUACUAUUGAGUGCGGGGAGUUGCUAGUGGGCAGCGAUGCGGGCAUCAUCAACCGUUUGAGGGUGAGGGACAUCCCUGUCCACUCGCGCACCUCCCGCGGCUGCCGCCUCAUGCGCAUCGCCCCUGGGGACAGCCUCACGUCCGUGUCGCUCGUGCCGCGUGCGGCGGAAGGGGGGCUGGAUGAUGAAGAUGCUCCUCUAGUGGUGCCGGAGGGAGGGGCGAGUGACGAGGAGAGCGAGGAGGAGGAGGUGGUGGUAGGAGCGCAGAGCGUGAAAGCUACGGUGAUGAAAAGGCUCUGAGUUUGCCUCAUGCGCAUCGCUGCAGGGGAUCGGCUCUCGUCCGUGUCGCUGGUGCCAGCUGCCGCAGAGGGGGAGCUGGACGACGAGGAUGCUCCUCUAGUGGGAUACGGCACCGCUGACUUUGCCACUUCUGCAGUGUGCCUUCUCUCAAGAACCGAGAGGUGUCCUCCUAGUCAUGGACUCGUAGCCCAAUGGGGUGUCCUGUCCGAGAGGUGUCCUCCUAGUCAUGGACUCAUCGCUACUCGCAGCAAAUGGUAUUGGUUGUUGUUGUCCUAGUCAUAGCUCAAUAGUUCUACCGGUACUUGCACCGCCUGGAGUCUGGGACGGGAAGCAUAAAAACUAGGA